AUGCUUUCUACAUUUUCAGCUGACCCGGAGAAAAGAGCACCUUUGCGACGCCCAAGACGGAAACAGGUUGCUCGGGCGUGUGAUUGGUGCCGACUUAAUCGGACCAAGUGUGAUGAUUCCCAGCCUUGCGAGAACUGCCGCAGCCGUGGCAAUGAGUGCAGUAAUAGCAAGCGAACAGAAGUCCUCACGCUACCAGCAGCAAGCAGAGAAAUCCAACGAUUGCGAAACACCAUCAGCGAGCUACAAGCCCGAGUUGCCCGGGAUCAGGCGACCAGCAAAUACGCAACACCACCAGAAUCUGACCAUGUGGGCAUCUCGCCCCAGGAGUCUCAUGUUCCACGGUCCAUGAAUUCACAUUCACGUUCACCGACCACAGAAUGGAAGGGAAUACAGAUCCAUGAUGUUCAUGGUGGGGCAAUCUACUAUGGACCACUGUCAUCUUCGUAUUUUGGGGCUCGCAUGGGUCACUUCUUAGCUGACGCGCUAAGCAAAUACCCGGAAUCGCAGUUUCAGACUGAUACUCUGCGGCUGACCUACCCGCCUACAUUUCUGACAUGUCAAAGUGAUCAGUCAUGCUUCGAGAGUCCAGGGGGCAUCAACCUGGUGGAGAAUCUAGAGAUGGGGCCGGAUUCCUUAUCCCGGGCUGAAGAACAAUUCUUUCUGGACUUACUUUGGCAAUCUUUUCAUUGCGUCUAUCCUAUCAUCGUUGAAGGUGAUUUCCGCAAAUACUAUGAGUCUUUAUGGAGACCAGAAGAUCAAUCUAAUCGGCGUCCCUCAGCACUGGUUGAUAGCCUGCUGUCUGUUUGCAUGCAAUACGGAAGCACGUUUCUUAUUAGUGACGAUAAUGAUACACUGGGAAGCGAAGGGGGUCACCAUGCUUCAUCGGUUUCAAAAGGAAGUCAUGGGUUCUUUCGCCGGGCCCAGACCCUGCUUCUGGAUGAGAUGGAAAGGCCAUCGAUAAUGGCACUGCAGAGCCACAUAUACUGCGUUAUCUAUUUACAUAACACAUGCUUGUUAAAUGCGGCCUACAGUCUGUUAGGAACAGCUGUCAGAGUUGCCAAGUCUCUCCGGCUACACCUACCUCCUCCCGACACGUCGAUUCAGGAGGAACAAGAAUUAUACCGACGUCUUUGGCACACACUGAUUGUCCUAGACUGCCAGCUUUCCAUGUCGUUGGGUCGCCCGCCGAUUGCUCGUAUUGACGAAGUUAACUUUGAUCUACCGGGAGAUACCCAGGAACAUGCCCUUCUAUCUGGUUCAAUGCUGAUGGUCCCAAGCAACGAGGAGAUCAGCUGGCUGACCUUCCACGUGCAGUCCAUCCGACUUUUGAAAAUAGUGCAAGGUGUUCAAAGUUCUUUCUAUCAAGAAGGUGCUCGAUUACUCGAGCAGAAGAGUGCACAGAGUAUAUACGAAGAUCCGUUCUUGGUAGAAGAAUUAGCUGCAUACCUUGCUCGCGUGGUUGGAGUCGUAUACGACUGGGCACGUAAUGUACCACCAUCGCUGCAGAAUCCCCGAGACUCCGGGGAACCAUUCUCCAGCAAACGGAGUCCCAUCAGAUUCGAUACAUUCAGCCCCAUUUGGCUUCAACGACAAAGAAUUAUCCUUGAACUUCUAUACCACCAUCUUCAGCUGUCAAACUUUCGCUCAUUCCUCCGAUUUCCACCUGGACAGUCCUCCAUCACUCCGUUGUCCGACUGCCAUAGUAUCAACACCCUCAACCACGCAAUGGCUUUGACAAACAUUCUUCACCAAGUACUCACUGAAACGGACCUACUCCGCGGCUGGCACCCCGUAUUCCAGUAUCAAUGGGAAGCAGCUCUCUGUAUCCUAGGCUUUGUGCUCGCAAAUCCAGUCUGUCCCCCAACGCCCGCAGCCCGCAAGUCUAUACAAACGGCAAUCCAAUGUUUGGAAAUAAUUGGCAAGAAUUCGGCAGCGGCUGCCUCUGCAGCAAACAUAAUCCGAGAGGUAGGAAUCCAAGCUGAGGUGCUCGUUGGUAAAUUUCAUAGCAGCUUGUCGACUCGCAACCCACCAUCAAAGGAGAGAAUGUGGACUAGUGCGAAGGUGCAGAUGGUUUCAGCCCCGGGCUUGACUCCAGAGUAUCUUAGCGUGGGAGCUUGCCAGCCUGUCGAAAUUGGUGAUUUUAUGAUCAACAACAUUUCAACUGGGGAUAGUCUCCUUCCAUUUGAUACCUCUAUUUCUCCAGAUGAUAUGGGAGAUGCGGAUGCCAUACUUUCCACAAUGGGAUUGCCGUGGACAAAUGGUGAAAUGGCUUUGGGGCAAUUCUCGAUUUUUCCGGAAGGGUCGGAGUGUCUGUAG
Penicillium verhagenii is the source of this 2316-nucleotide messenger RNA. RefSeq lists its product as uncharacterized. Gene Ontology annotation, cellular component: nucleus. Lineage: Eukaryota; Fungi; Ascomycota; Eurotiomycetes; Eurotiales; Aspergillaceae. Gene Ontology annotation, biological process: DNA-templated transcription; positive regulation of transcription from RNA polymerase II promoter by galactose. Bases 1 to 2316 code for a protein of 771 amino acids. The record is from RefSeq and is a predicted model, not a curated record. Gene Ontology annotation, molecular function: zinc ion binding; DNA-binding transcription factor activity, RNA polymerase II-specific; RNA polymerase II cis-regulatory region sequence-specific DNA binding. The transcript has 2 exons.